AAAACCGAGAUGAUGUCUCUUAGACAACACAAUUAUCUCACUCAAUAGCUCUUCCAUAGACUCUACACAACAACCCAGUGAGCUCUUCAUCAUAUCAGCACGAUGAGAUCCUGGCUUCGCUCACUUGUCACGAUAGCUGCUUUGGCAGCCCCUAUCGUGGCAGAGACCUUUACCAACCCGGUCAUAUGGGAAGAGCUCGCCGACAAUGAGGUUCACCGCGUCGGAGACACCUACUACUUGACCGCAUCCACCAUGCACUACUCCCCCGGCGCUCCCAUCCUACGCUCUAAAGACUUGGUCAACUGGGAGUACGUCAGCCACUCGGUCCCGGUUCUCGACUGGAACUCGCAAUAUGACCUCGCGGAUGGGAAGAAUGCUUAUGUCAAGGGCAUCUGGGCAUCCUCUCUUCGGCACCGGGCGAGCAACGGCCUCUGGUACUUUGUAGCCUGCGUAGAGUUCUCAAAGACCUACCUAUCGGCCGACGGACUUUCAGAGACACAGCGAGAGACUGUGUUCCAGACGCCCAGUGACAUUGGUGCCCUCGAGGGUGCGCGCAUGUACAAGCGAGACGGAAACUAUUACAUCUUCCUUACGAGGCCGCCUGAUGGACAAUACGUACUAAAGUCAUCUAGCCCAUGGGGUCCGUACGAGGUCAAGGUCCUCGCCGACCGAAUUGCACUGAGCUCGGUUCCGAAUACAGGCUCGCCGCACCAGGGCAGUCUCGUAGACACCCAGAACGGAGACUGGUACUACGUGGGCUUCACAGACAUCUAUCCCGGUGGCCGCUCUCCCGUACUUGCUCCCAUCACUUGGGGAGACGAUGGUUUCCCGUCGCUGGUGACCGUCAACGGCGCCUGGGGAGACUACGAGUACCCGCGUCCCCGGGUAGAUGUGCCGAGCGCGCUUCGCACCGAUGAGUUUUCCGGCACGUCCCUCCGGCCUGAGUGGGAAUGGAAUCACAACCCUGAUGUCAGUGGUUUCGAGGUCAACAACGGACCCACGCUCCGUACCGUCACCGUGGCAUCCGAUCUGUACUCAGCUCACAACACUCUGACGCAUCGCAUUCGGGGUCCGAUUGGAACCGGCACCGUCCACCUCAAUGUUGCGAGCAUGGCUGACGGUGACCGCGUUGGACUCGCAGCGUUGCGCGACAAGUCCUCUUGGAUAGGCAUCGAACGCGAAGGGGACGUGUAUUCUAUCGUCACUGUCGGGGGCUUGACCAUGAACACCGACUGGACUACGAACUCGACGGGAGCAGUUGUCGAGCGCAGACCGUUGGCUGAUGCGAGAGAUGUCUACCUGAGAAUGGUAGCUGAUAUUCGGCCCGGUGGACCUGGCAAUGUUGUUUUCAGCUACAGCGUCGAUGGCCAGAAUUUCGAGACUGUUGGCGCGUCAUUCACGCUGUACAAUAACUGGGAGUUCUUUUUGGCAUUAGGGGGCUCUGUGCGAGUUUCGUCAUUCACCAAUGCCUAG
Molecule: messenger RNA, 1473 nt
Organism: Colletotrichum phormii
Lineage: Eukaryota; Fungi; Ascomycota; Sordariomycetes; Glomerellales; Glomerellaceae
Product: family 43 glycosyl hydrolase
Exons: 3
Coding region: 103-1473 (456 amino acids)
Biological process (GO): carbohydrate metabolic process
Molecular function (GO): hydrolase activity, hydrolyzing O-glycosyl compounds
Source: RefSeq, a predicted model, not a curated record